UGUCCCCAGUCUGAUCUCCAGUGUCCCCUGCCCUGUCCCAGUGUCCCCCGCUCCACCCCCGACGUCCCCAGGCCGGUCCUGGUCCCACCCCGCCGGUCCCAGCCCCCUUCCUGCUCCGUCCCUGUCCCGGUCCCCGUCCCCGUCCUCGUCCCCAUCCAUCCCCGGUCCCGUCCUCGGUGUCACCCUGCUCCCAGCCAGCCCAGUCCCGUCCCCGACCCCGUCCCAGUUGGAGCCCACCGCUCCCCGCCCCGAUCCAUUCCCCUCCCGUGGCUUCAUCCCGCUCACGCUGGUGCCACCCUCCGUCCCCUCCUGUCCCUGUCCCAUCAGCACCAGUGCCACCACAGCCCUGGCCCCUUGGGAGGGCCUGGAGCCCAGCCCCGGCGUCCCCAGCCCCGGCGUCCCUGGUGCCAUAUCCCUGUCCCUGGUGUCCCUGGUGUCACUGGUCAUGGUGGCCUUGGCCAUGGUGGCCCUGACCCCACUGUCCCUGGUCCCAACAUCCCUGGCCUCAUUGUCCCUGAUCCUGGUGGCCUUGAUCAUGGUGUCCCCAGCACCAGCGUCCCUGUCCCCGCUGUCUCUGGUCAUAGCGGCACUGGUCAUGGUGGCCUUGGCCAUGGUGUCCUUGGACCCGGUGUCCCUGUCCCUGCUGACCCUGCUCACCCCAGUGUCCCUGUCCCCGGUGUCUCUGGUCAUGGUGACACUGGCCAUGGUGGCCUUGCCCAUGAUGGCCCUGACCCUGGUGUCCCUGGCUCCUGGCAUCUCCUCCGUCCUCUUCGCCUCCCGCCUGGGCUGCCUGGAGCAGGAGGUGCCGCGGGAGACGGAGACCUUCAUCCGCUCCAUCAACACCAUGUUCGUCAUGACGCUGCUCACCAUGGCCAUGCCCAAGCCCCUCCACCGCCUCUUCCCCAAGCCCUGGCGGACCUUCUGCGAGGCCUGGGACUACAUGUUCGCCUUCGCUAAAGGUCACAUCGACCGGCGCGUGGCCGAGGCGGCCGAGCCGGGGGAAGCGGCGGCGAAGACGUGUCUCACCGACCACCUGGCCCGGGAGAAGGUCCCCAUGAAGGUCAUCUAUGGCAACGUCACCGAGCUGCUGCUGGCCGGGGUGGACACGGUGGUGACGCUGUGGUACCGGGCGCCCGAGGUGCUGCUGCAGUCGACCUACGCGACACCCGUGGACAUGUGGAGCGUGGGCUGCAUCUUCGCCGAGAUGUUCCGGAGGAAGUGA
Molecule: messenger RNA, 1222 nt
Organism: Nipponia nippon (crested ibis)
Lineage: Eukaryota; Metazoa; Chordata; Aves; Pelecaniformes; Threskiornithidae
Source: RefSeq, a predicted model, not a curated record